This is a messenger RNA of Pelmatolapia mariae (spotted tilapia), 1212 nucleotides long. It is a transcript of the gene loxl4, whose product is annotated as lysyl oxidase-like 4. Gene Ontology annotation, biological process: peptidyl-lysine oxidation; collagen fibril organization. The transcript is spliced from 9 exons. NCBI's taxonomy places the organism in Eukaryota, Metazoa, Chordata, Actinopteri, Cichliformes, Cichlidae. The record is from RefSeq and is a predicted model, not a curated record. Bases 16 to 1191 code for a protein of 391 amino acids. Gene Ontology annotation, molecular function: protein-lysine 6-oxidase activity; copper ion binding. Gene Ontology annotation, cellular component: membrane.
CUGCAUGGAGCCUUUAUGGGUCAAGGUACAGGGCCUAUCCAUAUGAACAAUGUUCAGUGUACUGGGCUGGAACACUCUAUUCUAGACUGCUACUUCCAGGAAGUCCAACCAUGGACAUUCAAACACAGCCAGGAUGCCUCAGUACGCUGCAACGUUCCUAAAACAGGCACAGAAAAGACGGUGCGGCUUGCUGGUGGUAGAGUCCCAUCAGAAGGCCGUGUAGAGGUGCUGAUGGAGGUUGGUGGUCGUAAACGCUGGGGCUCUGUCUGUAGUGAGAACUGGGGCAUAACCGAGGCCAUGGUGGUAUGCAGACAGCUGGGCCUGGGCUUUGCUGCCAGUGCUCAUCAGGAAACCUGGUACUGGCCUGGCGACCCCAGUGUCAGCGAUGUGAUUCUCAGCGGAACUCACUGCGUGGGGACAGAGCUUUCAAUUCAACAGUGUCGUCGUAACAACCAUAUCCAUUGUCCUCGUGGAGGUGGAGCAAAGGCUGCUGGGGUCAGCUGUUCAGACACGGCGCCUGACCUUGUUGUGGAUGCCCAGCUGGUCCAGGAGACAGCCUACCUGGAAGACCGUCCUCUCCAUCUUCUGACCUGUGCCAAUGAAGAGAACUGUCUGUCAUCAUCUGCUGCCAGGAUGAACUGGCCUUAUGGCCACCGACGCCUGCUGAGGUUCUCCUCCCGCAUCAUGAAUUUGGGUCGUUCUGAUUUCAGACCCAAAGCAUCGAAAGAGAGCUGGACAUGGCACCAGUGUCACAGGCACUACCACAGCAUUGAGGUGUUCACGCAUUACGACCUGCUGACUCUGAAUGGCACGAGGGUUGCAGAGGGACACAAGGCCAGUUUCUGUCUGGAGGACACAUAUUGCCCUGAUGGCCUCCAGAAACGCUUUUCCUGCUAUAACAUGGGUGAUCAAGGCAUCUCUGUGGGCUGCUGGGAUACAUAUCGCCAUGAUAUCGACUGUCAGUGGGUUGACGUGACUGAUGUACGGCCAGGAGACUACAUAUUCCAGGUGGAAGUCAACCCCUCACUGGACAUGGCUGAGUCUGACUUUAUGAACAAUGUUAUGAGAUGUCGGUGCAAAUAUGAUGGCCACAGAGCUUACAUGUAUGGAUGCCAUGCAGGUGAUGCAUAUAGUGCAGAAACUGAAGACCUGUUUGAGCAUCAGAGGCAAAUCACCAACAACUUUCUGUAGCCUGUCCCAGGAUCCAGGAGG